CAGAGCGUUCUGCCAUCACGCAACGCAGUAAUUGCUGGAACUGACUUUGGCAGUGAUUGCUGGCGGCCAUGACGAUUCUGCCGGCGCCGCGUCCGAGCGCCUUCGCAGACUCGCUGUCGUCGCUGCCUCCACUAAGGCGAGACGAGAUCGAGGCGUACAUCAACUACGUCGACGAAGCGGUGGACAAUGCGCUUUGCUUGAUCAACGGUCUCGGCAACAUCCGCUGGCAACCUGUCAAACAAAAAGCCGACGUCGUCAUCUCCCGCGCUGCUGACGACAUCAAUAGCUUGUCCAACCAAGCUGCCGUUCGAACAGUGUGCACAGUGAAUGCGUCCUUCGACGAAAUGAUGGACCACUUCAUCACGGAAACCACAGAGAUGUUCCGGGAGCGGGAAACAGCCCUCCAUGGCUCUGAAUUCCUCGAUGGCGCCGUGCUCCAUGUCCUGCAUCCUCGGGACAUUUCCUCCGAAUACACAUCUCAGCGCUUUGUGUGCAUAAAGUGGCACUGCCUCAAGGCUGUAGCAACCCCGACCAAACCCCGCGACUACGUCUACAUUGAGCUUGUGGACUCGUUCGUGGACGAUCAGAACGUGCGCGUGGGCAUUCGGCUGUCCAAGUCGAUCGACCUGUUCAACUUUCCAUCCUUCGAAGACUCGCAUCGGUUUGUGCGGGCCAAGACGUUCAACAUGCACACGUUCCACAGUCUCGACUCGACCAACAGCUCGUCCCGCGCGAGUAUCCUCUCGAACGGAUCUUCGUCGUCGUCCCCGCUGUCCAGCUUCCAAGUCGAGCUUCGGUCGAUGGUGCUGGGGGACCCGAACGGCAGGCUGCCGGCGUGGGUCGUGACUAAAAUGUCCGACUUGGCCGCGCUGCGGGGACAAUCUAUUCGGGAUUUCUUUGAGCAGCAGCGGCUAAGUACGUUGCAAUGGGUCGCGCCCCACCAUUACGUUCCCGCCAGCAAGCGCUCAUUCUGCGGCAUCUGCACGAGGGGGUUUUCCCUCGUCAGGAAAAAAUACAACUGCCAAGCAUGUGGUGAAGUCGUGUGCAACCAAUGUAGCCUCGUGCAGUUGAUCGGUCCUAAGCGCACCAAGACCCGCGUGUGCAUCGGGUGCAACAUCCAAGCCCGGUCCACGGCGCUCCACACUCCUAACAACUCGUCCCUCGCCAGUCGGCCAUCCAGCGCCGGCAGCCUUCACAGUCCCCACAAUAAUUCGAUCACGUCACGACAGACAAACCACAAUCGCGGCUCGCUUUCGUCGUCGAUCCGGGCGAGUGACAACGGGUCGUUUCUUCACUCCCAGUCGACGCCGGACUGGCCGCAUCCGCACCCUCAACCCUCCUCCUCCAACAACCAUCCGACUCUUCAUGUGCCCGUCGCCGCCUACCGACGCAGCCAGUCGGAAAUGUACGACCCGUCCCAUCGCCACGGCUCGUUUGGCCCCACCACGCCCCUCUCGGCGUCCCAUCAUUACAAUCGUGAUUCCAAUGGCAGAAUCAGCGACAACCAGCGAUUCACCAGCAGCACCACGCGCACGUCCGUGGCGUCCAAUGCGUCCACUAGGCCGUCCACGACCACGAUUCAAGACACAUCCACCGAAGGCGACCAACAACUUGGACCGCCGCCGCGAGAAGGCCUCGACUUAGGAGUGAGCCAUUUUAAGCAACAGUCGGUAGCCAGCUCUGUGGACGUGGUGAGCCUCGGGCUGUUGGCAUUGCAUGACUUGUCCAUCGUGCAGCAGCCUGAAGCCACCAACCAACCCCACGACCUCGGUAGGGUCAGCGAAGCGCUGAGCGACAUGACCGUGCGCAACUCGGAAAUGUCGGAGCGCAUGAGCGAGUUAGACGUGGACGCGUACGACGACGACCAGUACCAUCGCCACGAGGGGGCGGUGGUCGUGGAGACGACCAACAACAGCGACUUGAGCGAUUUGUCCAGUUUUAUGGACCCGUCGUGUGUGCAUGUGGUGCACGCCGUGUCGACUGUUCCUGAUGACGAAGUAGAAGAGGACGAGGAAGACGUUGAUGCCCGCUGGGCGUACCGGCCGUCCCACAUGGCGGCCGAGGAUUACUUGGAAGCCACGAGAAUGACGUUGGCCGAAAUCGAUCGCGGCAUGUCAAGUGUCCAAGCGUCGAUGCACGUCACAGCGGUGAAACUGGAAGAGCAAGAACAGGACCAAAUGACCCGGAUAUCGAUGGAAUACGUGGCGCCGCCGACUCGGACAACGUCGUCGUCGGCGAUGGACACCAUGCCGGACGUGGAGAAUUUGUUUGUCGUGCUCAAACUCAACGCCGAAAUUGACCGGCUCCAGCACAAGAUGGAAACGGUGCAAGAAGGCACGAUUCAGCUGAAUCACAUGAACGAAGCCAUGAACGAAAAGAUCCAAACGCUGGAGAAGGUCGAGAGCAAAAAGACCACCGACCCCGCCGCCGCGCCGGAACAACCCGACCAGACGUUGUUGGACGCCAUGGACAGAAUCAACGAGAACUUCAAGCAACUGCAGCACCAAAUGGACCGUGUGCAAGUAACGUCCACGAAAGUCAUGGAUGUCAAGCUUGUGGAAGGGCUUACCCACGACGACCCCCCCCCUCCUUGCCCCCCCUUGUUGGCGGCUUCCUCGUCCGAGGAAUCAUCGCCGCCGCCGUUUCCAGAGUCCACGCGUGGUGGGUUUGUGAGCUUCUUGGAAGACAGCAGCUUCACCCCUGCGACUUCCACCGGCGCUGAUGAUGCCCAUCCAGAGGGGUGGACGUCCGUGCACUCGAAAGUGUCGGGCAAAAUGUACUACUACAAUCCUUCGUGUGGCAAAACGUCGUGGACGAUGCCCGAAGAAGACGACAUGGCAAAUACAAGCAAUUACGUUGUGCUGUAAAUAAAAAUAAUACAAUUCAAUAUAAACACUUUCUGACACCCG
This is a messenger RNA of Aphanomyces astaci, 2909 nucleotides long. RefSeq lists its product as hypothetical. The transcript has 4 exons. Lineage: Eukaryota; Oomycota; Saprolegniomycetes; Saprolegniales; Verrucalvaceae. Gene Ontology annotation, molecular function: metal ion binding; protein binding. The coding region runs from base 69 to 2867 and encodes 932 amino acids. The record is from RefSeq and is a predicted model, not a curated record.